Oikopleura dioica is the source of this 1002-nucleotide messenger RNA. Lineage: Eukaryota; Metazoa; Chordata; Appendicularia; Copelata; Oikopleuridae. The record is from the annotation of a GenBank genome assembly.
AUGAUCGCUCCAUGGAAUUUCCCUGCAGCUAUGAUUGCAAGAAAAGUAGCGCCAGCUAUUGCUGUUGGCUGCACGGUGGUUAUUAAGCCAGCAGCAUUAACCCCUCUUUCCGCUCUGGCCUUGGCGAAACUCGCGGACGAAGCUGGCAUCCCUGCGGGAGUAGUGAAUGUUCUACCGACGAGCGAGGAACUCACGGCCACUGUCGGAGAGACUAUUUGUCGCAGCCCCAAGGUCACAGCGCUUAGCUUUACCGGGUCCACAAGAGUCGGCAAGCUGUUGCUAAGCCAAUGCGCUGGAACAGUUAAGAAAUGUUCCAUGGAACUUGGAGGACAGGCACCAUUUAUUGUUUUCCCUUCGGCCGAUUUGGACAAAGCCGUCGCAGGCCUAAUGGCUUCCAAAUUCAGGAACACCGGGCAAACCUGUGUUUGCUCCAACAACAUCAUGGUCCAUGAGGACGUUCACGACCAGUUUGUUGCUAAACUCGUCGAAGCUGUCAAGAAGGAGCUCAAAUUUGGCGAUAUCUUGAACGGGGCCACCAUGGGACCAAUGAUCAACCAGAUGGGCGUUGACAAGGUCAAACGACAUCUUGAAGACGCGCUGGAGAAAGGAGCGAAGCUAGAAAUCGGUGGCGGAUCACUUGGCGGACUGUACUUAGAACCAACUGUAGUGAGCAAUGUUUCGUGGGAGUCACUUUGCUUCAAAGAAGAGACAUUUGGACCCCUGGCUGCGAUUGGAAAAUUUAAGGAAGAAGAAACAGUUAUUGAUUUCUUGAAUACGUCACGUGUUGGUCUAGCUGGGUAUUUCUUCAGCAGAGAUGCUGGACAGGUGUGGCGAGUCGCAGAGGCUCUCGAAGUCGGCAUGGUAGGAGCGAACACAGGAAUGCUCAGUUGCUGCGAGGCUCCAUUCGGAGGAGUCAAAGAAUCCGGUCUAGGACGAGAAGGAGCACUGAUCGGAAGCGAAGAGUUUUUAGAAACUAAGUACAUAUGCUUUGCCGACUGUUAA